GCCAGCCAGGCCAUCCGCCCGCGACGCAACCCCUUCCUCUCCCCGCGAUUCGCCGUCCUGCAAAAGGCCUGCCUCUCCACCGAGACUCGCGCAGCGAUAGACAAAGCGGUGGGAUCGGCGCCGGUGGUGCUCUUCAUGAAGGGCACGCCGGAAACACCGCAAUGUGGCUUCUCGCGCGCCAGCAUCCAGAUUUUGGGGCUGCAGGGCGUGAAUCCGCAAAAGUUCACGGCGUUCAACGUGCUGGAGGAUGAGGAGCUGCGACAAGGGAUCAAAGAGUACUCCGAGUGGCCGACGAUUCCUCAGCUUUACGUCGACAAGGAGUUUGUGGGCGGGACCGACAUUCUCAUGUCGAUGCAUCAGGACGGUAGCUUGGCGAAGCUGUUGGAAGAGAAGGAUGUGUUGGUUGCGGCGGAGGCAGAGUAA
This is a messenger RNA of Neohortaea acidophila, 423 nucleotides long. RefSeq names its product thioredoxin-like protein. The record is from RefSeq and is a predicted model, not a curated record. The transcript has 2 exons. NCBI's taxonomy places the organism in Eukaryota, Fungi, Ascomycota, Dothideomycetes, Mycosphaerellales, Teratosphaeriaceae. The annotation marks the transcript as partial.